UCAAGCGCAUGUGCGACGCGGGCUGCGUGCCGGGCGACCACGGCCUCACCGUCACCAUCAACGCCACCAGGGCGGACCACGACCUGGACUGGGAGACGGAUGAGAGCUACCGCCUGGAGGUGUCGACGAAAGGAGGCAUGGUGCGCGCGCAGGUGCUGGCGGCCACGGUUUGGGGAGCCCGGCACGGCGCGCAGACCCUGGCGCAGCUCUUCACCGCCACCACCAUGCCCGCAGCCUCGGUCAGCGCGAAGCCCAAAAUGAUGCUGCUAGCCGUGGCGACCGCUCGCGUCGCGGACUCGCCGCGCUAUCCGCACCGCGGGCUGCUGCUGGACACGGCGCGGCACUUCCUGCCGCUGGCCGCGCUGCUCCGCACCGUGGACGCCAUGGCCGCCUCCAAGCUCAACGUGCUGCACUGGCACGCCACCGACUCGCACUCGUUCCCCCUGCUGCUGCCCAGCGUGCCGCAGCUCGCGCGCCUCGGCGCCUACUCGUCCAAGGAGGUGUACACGCCCGCCGCCGUGGCCAGCCUGCUCAGGUACGCCCGCGUCCGCGGCGUGCGCGUGCUGCUGGAGAUCGACGCGCCCGCGCACUGCUCGGCGGGCUGGACGUGGGGAGAGGACGCCGGGCUGGGGCCGCUGGUGCUGUGCGCCGCCCAGCAGCCCUGGCGCAGCUACUGCAUCCAGCCGCCCUGCGGACAGCUCAACCCGGCGAACCCCGCCGUGUACUCCGUGCUGCGGGCAGUGUACCGGGACCUGGUGCGAGUGCUGCCGCGCGGCGAGGCGCUGCACCUCGGCGGCGACGAGGUGUUCUUCGCGUGCUGGAACGCGUCGCAGCCCGUCACGGACUACUUGGCGGCGACGGGGCGCGGCCGCGGCGAGGCCGACUUCCUCAACCUGUGGGCCGAGUUCCACGCGGGGUCGCUCGCCGCCCUGGACGAGGCCGUGGGCGCCGUGGGCAAGGCGGGCACCACCGCCGUGCUCUGGAGCUCCCACCUGACGCGGCCGCCGCACGUCGACAGCUACGUGGACAAGGACAGAUACGUGAUCGAGACGUGGACGGAGGCGGGUGACGCGCUGCCCGAGCAGCUCCUGUCCCGCGGCUACCGCGUCAUCCUGGCCGCCAAGGACGCGUGGUACCUGGACCACGGCUGGUGGGGGCGCACGUCGUACCGGCCGUGGCGCGCGGUGCGGGACCGGCGCCUGCCGUCGUCCGCGGGGACGCCCGGCACGGUGCUGGGCGGCGAGGCGGCGCUGUGGGGCGAGCUCACGGACGCCACCACCCUGGACGGCAAGCUGUGGCCGCGCGCCGCCGCCCUGGCCGAGCGCCUGUGGACCGACCCCUCCGAGCCGAGCUCUGCCCCGGGGGUGGAGGCGCGCUUCCUCGCGCACCGCGACCGCCUCCUGGCCCUGGGGGUGCGCGCCGAGGCCGUGGCGCCGCAGUGGUGCCAGCUGCGGGACGGCCAGUGCGCCUGACGCCCUGGCUGCCACACUGUCUGGCUGUGACUGCCGGCCGCCGGCACGGGGUGGCGAUGGGCUAGUUUCCCGUUCGAAGGAACGCCCUUUUGUGAUAGACGACUUGGUGAGUGAGUGUGGCUAGUCUCAUUUGAUCUCUGAAUCUUUGAAUACUGGUGGCAUGCCACAGGCAGCAGGCAGAGGGAGGGGGAAAAGAAACAACAUGGACAUCUACAAAACACAAACAGGGAAGUUUAUUUCUGUUUACUAACAGACAAGCAGUACAGUAACACACGGGCACACGGUUUAAUAGAAUCAUCAGUACAGUAAUUUACACAGGUCAAUUAGUAAUACUUUGUUCAUGGUCGGCACAUUUCGUUUCACAAAACCACUAAAAAUGGCGUAAAUUAAAUCAAAAUCGUCCUCAGUGAUGUAGUUUAAAAAAUCAUAACACGGCAGUCACAGUGCUCCCUUUCGCACUGAAGUCAGUAAUAUUUUAUCUUAUUAAUUACGUGUCUUUCAAAUGGCUGUUGCAUCGACUAUUUGAUAUGCGUGGUUCAUAAAAUGAAGUAC
This is a messenger RNA of Thrips palmi, 2024 nucleotides long. Its product is annotated as chitooligosaccharidolytic beta-N-acetylglucosaminidase-like. Gene Ontology annotation, molecular function: beta-N-acetylhexosaminidase activity. NCBI's taxonomy places the organism in Eukaryota, Metazoa, Arthropoda, Insecta, Thysanoptera, Thripidae. Gene Ontology annotation, biological process: glycosaminoglycan metabolic process; ganglioside catabolic process; carbohydrate metabolic process. The transcript has 6 exons. Gene Ontology annotation, cellular component: membrane. The record is from RefSeq and is a predicted model, not a curated record. Bases 9 to 1472 code for a protein of 487 amino acids.